This is a messenger RNA of Scophthalmus maximus (turbot), 5455 nucleotides long. It is a transcript of the gene map1sa, whose product is annotated as microtubule-associated protein 1Sa. Gene Ontology annotation, biological process: microtubule cytoskeleton organization; axonogenesis; regulation of microtubule depolymerization. The coding region runs from base 1 to 3756 and encodes 1251 amino acids. Gene Ontology annotation, molecular function: actin binding; microtubule binding. The record is from RefSeq and is a predicted model, not a curated record. NCBI's taxonomy places the organism in Eukaryota, Metazoa, Chordata, Actinopteri, Pleuronectiformes, Scophthalmidae. The transcript has 7 exons. Gene Ontology annotation, cellular component: microtubule associated complex; cytosol; dendrite.
AUGCUCGCUCUCAGCUGCUCACUCCUCCUCUCUUAUUGGCCGCCUCGUCUGUCAAUCAUCGCGUAUUCCCGCCUCUGGUCAGAGCUGGGCGGGGUCGGUGUGAGCGUCCCGCUGACGUCACCAGAGACCGUCCAUGCCAUGAUGGCGGCGGCGGAGCGGCGCGGCGGUCCCGGUUCUUCCCCCGGCGCUUCCUCCGGGCCCGCGGCGGACUACUCGCUGCUGGUGGUGGUGGGAGCGCUGCGGCCCGCCGGACUGCUGGAGCGGCUUCUGCGGCAGAUCGACUCAGGUGUGCGGUGUUGGUCUGUAGAUCUGGACAUGUCAGUUCUGGAUCAGCAGCUGAAACUCUUCGUGUCGAGACAUUCGGCCUUUCUGUCAGAAGACGUGAGAGGUCAGCGGACUCUUCAGCACCGCGGAGACGUACUGGACACUCAGGUUGUGGUGAAUCCAGUUCAUGACUUCGUCUGUGCAGAGGUGCGGCGGCUCAUCUGUGGUUCUUCUCGACACAAGCUGUUGGUUCUGGCAGGUCGGUGUGUGGAGGAGAGUGGAGACAUUGUGUUGCAGAGCGGCUGCUUCUCGCUCAAACACUUCCUCCACAUAUUUGCAGAUGAGGAGGUCGGGGCGUCAUUGAGCUCUGCAGACCCGGUGGUGAAAGCCAGCCUCACCCUCAGCUGUCCGGACUACGGCCUUUGGAAGAACUCUCUGUUGGAGAAACACAACCUUCAAGACUUCAUCAAGAUCCAGAUCAACCCUCCCUGCGUCCUCCCAGAGAUGGAGGGUCUGCAAGAGUUCACUGAGUACCUCUCUGAGUCGUUGGAGUCUGAGUCGCCCUUCGACCUCCUGGAGCCGCCAAGCACCGUGGGGUUCCUGAAGCUCUCUCGACCCUGCUGCUACAUUUUCCCCGGUGGGAGGGGGGACUCUGCCUUCUUUGCUGUCAAUGGAUUUAACGUUCUGGUCAACGGCGGUUCCGACCCCCGCUCCUGCUUCUGGAAACUGAUUCGACACCUGGACAGAGUCGACUCUGUGCUCCUUACCCACAUCGGUGUGGACAAUCUUCCCGGGCUAAACAGUCUUCUGCUGAGGAAAGUAGCCGAGCUGGAAGACGAGUCGUCUGGAUCUCGGACCGAAGAGAACUGGAUGAAAAACCUCAUCUCUCCGGAGAUCGGCGUGGUUUUCCUCAAUAUUCCUGACAGGUUGAAGUCCGUUCAGGAGGAUCCCAGUGAGCUGCGGAGUUGCGACCAAGUGGCGCUCACUCUUCAGUAUUUACAAAGAAUGGCAAUCAAACCUGAACCUCUCAGCCGGGGCAGCGGACCCAUUAUUGAACCGGUUAUCUUGUUCCAAAAGAUGGGAGUGGGCCGUCUGGAGCUGUACACGCUAAAUCCAGUCAACGGAAGCAAAGAACUAGAAGCUUUAAUUCAGAUUUGGCCAAACGAUGGAUCGAAUGUAAAGAGCUCAAACCUUCCGCUGCCGUGCCUUGUGUCCAUCUGUGCGCUGCUGGUCUGGCAUCCGUCCAGCCCUCAGGAGAAGAUCAUCCGAGUCCUCUUCCCAGGGUGCACGCCUCAGACCAAAAUUCUGGAUGGACUUGAAAAACUCAAACAUCUAGAUUUCCUCAAACACUCGUCAGUGUGUUUGAAAGAUCUAGAAACAUCCAAAGGUGAGAAACAACCAAAAAGAGCAGAGAGCCGGGAAAGCCUUAAGUCCAGUUCCAGACCCAGUAGUGCCUUUCAGAAAGACAAGCUUGGACGAGUGGAUGUCAGAAAACAGGAGGUCAAAACGAAGCCGAAGGCAGCGGGUGACACGUCUCACAGAGACGGGACAGACGGGGAAGACAAGUCUAAAUCAAAGGAUGGAGACGUUAAAUCAAAGCCACCGAAACCCGCUGAAAAACUUGCUCCAAAGAAAGAUUUGUUAAAAGAAGAGAAAAGGGAAGUGAAAAAGAAAGAUGAGAAGGUUCCUGCUGCGGUUUCAAACAAGGAAGAGAGUGUAGAGAAGAGGAAGGAAGCUGUAAGGAAGGAGACUACAAAACCAAAGAAAGACACUAAACCUGAGCCGAAAGUAAAGACGGAGGAGAAUAAAACAACAAAACCAGCCGGUAAAGAGGUGAAGAAAACAUCUGCACCAGGCGCUGACCUGAAGAAGACUCUGGGCCGGAGUGGGACUCUGAAGAAGAACAAAGUGUCGAAAGGUCGUCCAGAUCCAAAUGAGCAGGAAAACCAGAAAGAGGCCGAUGGGGUCAAGGUGUCAAAGACUCAGGACAUAACAUCUGAAUUUGGAAACAGGGGUCAAAAGGUCAUGAAUUCUGAUGGAGCAAAGGCGAACCAGACCUCGACAGAACAGAGUCCUGAAAUGGUCCGAUGUGCCCAAGUGGACCAAACACCCACAAGUGAUCUCAGUGUUAACUUUGAUCUCACUCUGACCUCUGAACCGCCAGUCACCGGUUUAGAGAACACCGGACCAGACCAGGAGAGAACUCUGGAGCUGCUCUCUCAGGACGGAGACCUCAGAGGAUCCUGUAGGACCGCAGACUCCACAUCCUCUCAGGAUAAACAGUCUGGCCUUCUGACUCUGACCUCCGUGUCCGCUGAGGUCAGCUCGCCUCACGCUACAGAAGUUGAUGAAGAGCAAGUGGUGCCACCUUCUGCAAAGUCUCCUAAAGGAUCCAUGGGAGACAGAGUGAACUCCAACAGAGCGCUGUGGUCAUCCCCUAAUGAGUGUUGUGGAAAUGGAUUGGAAGAAGAACUCACCUCAGAUGUUCCCCAUGAUGUUGAUCUGUGUCUGGUGUCGCCAUGUGAGUUCCAACACCCCAAGACCCCAGAGAACCAUCAGCACGUUGCUUCUGGCAUCUCACCUGACAAGUCGGACAACAACAACAACUCUCAGGAUCCAGACGGCAGCGAACGUCCUUCAGCCGACAGCCAGGAAACUCCGCCUACAACAGUGAGCGCCUCUUUGCCAACGGCCACAGAUCCUGACGUUCCCCAGUUGUCAGAGGACAGUCCCUCCACCACCGCAGACGUUGACUCUGACAACGACUCCAGUGGCCUCUUUUCAUCCAGUCAAGAUCUCACUCUGCAGUUGGGGCAGCGGUCCUCCCAUGACCCGCCACCUUCCCCAGUCAAGGAUCUGCCCCCACUACCGCCCCAGCCGGGAGCCUGCAUGGCCGACGCAGAGGCUGAGGGACCGGGCAAGAGUCUGAAGAGUUCAAAUGCCAAGAGCAAGAAACCAACAGGUCCGAUGCAGAAGGUAAACUCUGGAAGUUCCACGGCCCAGAACGGAAAGUUCAAGGCGGGCAGUUCCACGGGUUCACUGAAGAUGACGUCCAGCCUCGACACCAAGCCCUCGUCCAGAAACUCACUUGGUGGAUCCAGAAUUGGAAACUCAAGACAAGCAUCCUCAGCCUCCAGAGUCACGGGUUCUGCGGUCUACGUGGAUCUGGCCUACCUGCCGUCCAGCGCCGCCGCCUCAACCGUGGACGUGGACUUCUUCAGACGCAUCCGUUCCUCGUAUUACAUCGUGAGCGGAGACGAUCCAGUGAAAGACGAGUCGAUGAGGAGCAUCCUGGACUCGCUGCUGGAGGGGAAAAGCAGCUGGCCCGACGUCCAGGUGACUCUGAUCCCGACUUUUGAUUCGCUGGUGAUGCACGAGUGGUACCAGGAGACCCACGACAGGCAGAAGGAGCUGUCAAUCACUGUGCUGGGCAGCAACAGCACCGUGGCCAUGCAGGAGGAGACCUUUCCCGCCUGCAAGGUUGAGUUCUGAGCCCCGCCCACCCAGGGCUCUGAACAGGAGGAGAACGAGUCUUUUAAUGUUGCCAUAGCUACAGCCAGACCAAACCACGCAGUCGGGCACGGUUACAGUUAGACGUCACCGUAUAGUUCGUCACUUCCUGUCACUUCUUGUCACUUCCUGCUCUGCUGGGUCAAGACCUUUAGCUCACCUGCUAACAGAUAUUAGCAUGUUAGCAGGUUAGCAAACCUGAACCCUGAAUCCAGUUACAUUGGCUAAAUCCCAGUAUUUAAUUUACCGGAUCAAAAUAACAUUUUAAUAUUAACACUAAGAUUCACUGAGACGAAUCACUGGUGCGUUCAAUGCUUUUAGUUUUUUACAGUUCUCUAGUGAUCAGGAGACUUCAGGAUUUUUAUAACGUCACUUUUAAUCCCACAGUUAUUAAACCAUCCUCACAUCCUGACCUCUGACCCUGUUCUCGUGUUUACAUUGUCUCUUCUGUCGUCAGAAUGUCAUGUGAUCUGUCUCAUAAUUAUGACAUCAUAGCCUGUUAUUCAUCAUCCUGGAUUGAUCUUGUAUUUACAGAAUCAAUUUGAUUCACAGUUAAACAUCUUUAUCCUCUGUCUCCAUGUUUGUCUCAUCGUCUCAAUUUACAGGAUAUAUAUAUUUUAUAUAUAUAUAUAUAUAUUUUAUAUAUAUAUACAUAAAUCAAUAAAGAUGAUCUCAUUUUUACUGUAUUUGAGCGGGCCGUCGAAGACAAAAAGGAAAUAUAUAUUUUUCCUAAUGUUGACCUUUAUAAAUAUGAUUCUUAUCAGAAAACCGUUAACAGUUCAUUCCACUGGGGGCGGCGCUUCUGUGAUCGGUCCCAACACACGUUGAGAUGGAUGCUUGUGUGCGUCUGUGCAUGUGUGUGCGUGUUUCAUCACGUGUUUCAUCAUCAGUUUAAUGUAAUGACAUCAAGUCUGCGUACUACAUUACCCAUGAGUCUCAGCUGUUCAUACUCUGAACUCUGAUGGGACGGUUCUUACUCACAACCUGUUGGAGGAAAAUCAAUAUAUCAAUUAUCAGAAUCUGUUCAGAGCAUCUCAUCAUCAUUGUCAUGAUUAUUAUCAUUAUAUUUUAUUCUUGAUUUUGUUUUUGUUAUUUUUGUGAGUUUUGUGUUUUUGGUCUCAAACGUAGAAUCGACUGAAAUUCAACUUCCUGAUUCCAACUGAAAGAACAAAAUCCAAACAUUUCAAAUUUUAUUUAUUUAUUUAUCUUUCUUUCUUUUUUUCCUUUUUAAAUUCACGUCUCGUCUUCGAUCGACAAUAUCAGAACCAUCAGAUCUUGUUGGACGAUGUUUUUAUUAAAGCAUUUGAGCUGCAAAGUUCAAAUAUUUCAUGUUUUUUAAAUGACAUGAUUUACAGACAAAAAACAUAUUUUCAAAGAUUAAAUCAAAAAUCUGACUGUGACUUUAAUUGUCAGGUGGUUUUAAAAUCUCAAAAAUGUUUUAUCAGAAAAAUAUAAAUUUCCUGUUCCUCAUUAAAAAGCCUAAAUGUUUUUCACUUGAUUUUGAAUUUACAACUUUUCUGUGCGAGUGACAUAUCAGGAGUUUAACUCUGACAAUAUCUCAACAUAUGUUUGUUCCAUCACUGAAAUGACCACACACACAGACACACACAAACACACACUUGUGUAUUCAAGCUCUAGUUUUACAGGUUGUGUCAAAAUAAAAAUUUUCCUCGAUCACUUA